UUCCACAGCCCCAAUUGCCUCUCUCUCUAUCUUUCCAACUACCCAAUUUCUUCUAGAGGAGAUUCCUAAGUCCUCUUACCUUUAUUCUUCAUGUGAUUUCUUUAAUCUUUCCUUGUUCACAUUUUUGGCUCUAUAAAUUGGCCCCUCGACUCCAUGAAGAACCUCUUCCCCUCUCGCUCCCUCUCUCUCCUUGAGAUCUCGGAGCCUGAGGUUCCGCUGCUUUUCUCAUAUCCACCUUCUCCUCGGUCCUCCUCGUCUCUCCCCUCUGUUUCUCCAUGCAAGCUCCUGCCUUUGUCGCUCAAUCUCCUUGAACGACGCCACCCGCAGAAAACCCAUGUCGUAGAAACGCCUCUCGUAUCGUCUUUCCGUCCCCCGAACCCAAAGAGAUUCCGUACUUCUGGGUUUUUGUCGUGCUUCUCCGCGGAGAAAAUGAACUUAGAUAUAUGACAUCUGUCGUGCUGUUCUCGAACGCGUGAGAGCACCUUCAUGUAUCCGGUCCUCAGCGAGAUCCUGCGUUCGGGUUAUAUGAUCAGUUCUUCUCUGAGGCGCAGGACACACUUAGUUCAGUCUUUCUCCGUUGCCUUCCUCUACUGGUUCUAUGUUUUUUCAUAAUUUAUCUGCUCUCAUCAGUUCUUCGACGUAGUAGUCGUAUACGCAUAUAGCUUUCUGAAUUAGCUAGGCAUCAUUAGGAUCUGGGUCUUGCCUGGACUUUUUCUCUACUAGUGGACUCAGAUCUUGAUAUAUUAAUAUAAUUUUGAUAGAGUUGGGUGGUGUGAAUUUCCUUUUCUUUUCUUUUUUUGUGUUUUUGCGAGUCGGGUGUAAAUAUUCGACUGUUACUAUGGCUUCCUCGAGCCGGAAUUCAAAUUCCUCCUCGGGAACUACUGCCGCUGCCGCCGCUCAGAUUCAAAACUCGAGCUCCGAAGACGAGCUGCUGCAGAUCCAGAGGAAGAGGAAGAGGAUGGAGUCGAACCGGGAGUCGGCGAAGCGGUCGCGGAUGCGGAAGCAGCAGCACUUGGACGAGCUCACGGCCGAGGUGGGUCGACUGAGGAAGGGCAACGACCAGAUCAACACGAGCAUCGCCAUCACCACCCACCACCUGCUGGCCCUCGAGGCCGAGAACUCGAUCCUGAGGGCUCAGGCUCUCGAGCUGAGCCAGAGGCUCCAGUCCCUCAACGACAUUCUCGAGUACAUCAACGCAACCAAUCUUGGGGCCUGCGAGAUCGGCGAGCUCGCGGGCGUCCGGACAGCAAGCCACGACCAUUUCCUGAACCCGUUCAGCUCGCUGGGCCAUCAUGUGAACCAACCAAUCAUAGCCGCUUCAGAAGCGUUUCAGUACUGAACGUGAAAACCUCGUCCGGACCGGAAAAUCUUCGUCCACGCGCGUUGGUGGUGCUGCUUCGGUCAAGCAUUUGAAGUUAAAGAAUAGGGUAAUAGGGUUUUGCCUUUGUCCUGGUUCUUGUCUAGGACUUUGCAUGGUCAAGUCAUGAGAGACCAAGGGGGAAAAUGGCAAGGGCAAUUAGGAAUUAUUUAGAAGGGGGGUAGUGAGUGAGUGAUGCAAUGGAUUGGAUCAGCUAUUCUGGGUGGUACUUGUGAUGUGUACUUUGGACUAUAGUUUUGUGUGUGGUUUUUUCUUUUCUUGUUUGUGGGUUAUUAAUUAAUUAUGUGAUAAUGUAUUUUAAAAGGCUUGGCUAUUAAUGAUUGGCUAUCACAAAGGGAUGGUCUACAUAUUUUAAAAAUA
Molecule: messenger RNA, 1738 nt
Organism: Eucalyptus grandis
Lineage: Eukaryota; Viridiplantae; Streptophyta; Magnoliopsida; Myrtales; Myrtaceae
Product: bZIP transcription factor 11
Exons: 1
Coding region: 839-1339 (166 amino acids)
Biological process (GO): positive regulation of DNA-templated transcription
Cellular component (GO): nucleus
Molecular function (GO): DNA-binding transcription factor activity; transcription cis-regulatory region binding
Source: RefSeq, a predicted model, not a curated record